GGUGCCUCGGCGUUCUACUCAUUCUGCCUUGCAGCUCCAGCCGGUGGCGGGGCGCGGGUGGGGUAAACGGCGGCGAGGGCGUUGCAUCGGUUGGUCGGGGAUGGAUUAGGCUGGCCUGGGAAGAUGGCCUCCUCGGAGCAAGCGGAGCAGCCCAGCCAGGCUGGCUCCUGCCCUGCGACUGAAAAUGCAGCAUCUCGGGAGCCGCUGAUUGUGACAGCAGUGAAGUUUUUACAGAAUCCACGAGUCCGCCAAAGUCCUAUUGCAUCCAGAAGAGCAUUUCUGAAGAAGAAAGGCCUGACAGAUGAAGAAAUUGACCUGGCUUUCCAGCAGUCGGGCACAAGCACGGAUGAGCCACAGUCCCCAGGUCUUUCUACACAAGUGGUGUCAGCUCAGCCCUCUCACCCAGUGGUGUAUAGUCCACCUGGCUCCAGAUGGCGAGAUUAUGGGGCUUUGGCUAUCAUAAUGGCAGGAAUUGCCUUUGGGUUCCACCAGCUCUACAAGAAAUACCUGCUUCCUCUCAUCAUGGGAGGCAAAGAAGACAGGAAGCAACUUCAGAGGAUUGAGUCCAACAUCGCUGAGAUGAGUGGCAGCGUGACACAGACAGUGACUCAGUUACAGACAACUUUAGCAGCUGUCCAGGAGCUGCUAAUUCAGCAACAACAGAAAAUCCAGGAGCUCACUCAAGAACUGGCUGCUUCUAAGGCCACAACUUCCACCAACUGGAUCCUGGAGUCACAGAAUAUUAAUGAAUUGAAAUCUGAGAUCUACUCAUUAAAAGGCCUUCUCCUGAACCGGAGGCAGUUCCCUCCCUCCCCUUCGGCUCCUAAGAUCCCGUCAUGGCAGAUCCCAGUGAAGCCAAGCUCACCCUCCAACCCUGUUGUUGCCAACCAUAACAGCAGCAGUGACAUCUCCCCUGUCAGCAACGAGUCUACCACCUCAUCACCAGUCAAGGAGAACCACAGCCCUGAGGGCUCAAAGGUCAGCUGCCAUCUCCUGAGCACGGAGGAGGGCAACAAGGCAGUGAUUGACGUCAAGAGCCAAGUGCGGAUGGAGGUGCAGGGGGAGGAGGAGAAAAGGGAAACCAAAAGGAAUGAAGAGGAGGAAGAGGACGAUGAGGAUGAUGAUGUUAGCCAUGUGGAUGAGGAGGAAUGUCUGGGUGUCCAGACGGAGGACCGGCGAGGAGGGGAUGGUCAGAUUAAUGAGCAAGUAGAAAAGCUACGAAGACCUGAGGGGGCCAGCAAUGAGAAUGAGAUUGACUAAGACACCCUGGCUUCUGCUGCUGCUGCUGCUGUACAUCUUCCCUAGGCUCCUGCACUGUCCCCGGUGCCUCUCCCAUUUUGAGGAGAGAAGUGCCACCAUCCUCUCCCAUGAUCCUUCCAUGACUGACCUUGAGCAGGGUCAUGAUUGCCCAGUGAACAAGGUGGGCCCUGUUUCACCACAGGGCUUUGCAGCGUUGCAGUGGCUUCUUCUCCCCUCCCAGACCUUCUGCCCAUGAGCUGGGGGCAUUGCCUAGGCUGGAAGACCAAUCGCCUUACCAUGCACCACAGCUAGAGAGUCAAUUCUCUACAUAAACACCAUCUCUCCCAAAGCAGCCAGCCUCUUCGCUGCCUCCUAGUCCUCUCCAAUUUCAGAAACCAGUCUGUCCUGAGCUUUUUGAUUUCACCAGCCUUUAAUCCCCACAAAAGGCCCAAACCAGUUCUCUGUUUCCCAAAAUAACCCUCUGGUUUAUUUCUCAAACUACUUGAUAUUCUGUUGCCAAAAAAAGAACGUUUUAACCCUGAAUUCCUCACCAGAUCUCAGUCUUGGCUCUCCCAAGCCUUAUGUCAAGCCUCAAAUUCCUGAAACUACCUAGUAUCUAAAAACACUAAAUUUCUGUGGGGUCCAAAGAACACUGUUUCCACCCCACAUACUUCCACUCAUCAAAGUGGCCUCUUGCUAGAGACCAAGCCCAGGUUUCAUGGCCACAGUAAAAUCCACGAGAACAAGUGGCUUUGUUACUGAUUGCUCGCCGGUAAAAGAAGGUUUAAAAGAAGCUGACUCCACUCGUCCCAGUUAUUACCCUUCCUCCUCCAAAGGCAAGACGCUCACAUCAACUUUUGACUAGUAGCCCUGAAUUAAUACAAGGUGAUAUCAGAUGCUGAAACAGUUGAUUCAUUCUGAAUCUUUGCAAUGGUUUUUAGCUCCCUGGAUGAGGAGAAAAUCCAUCUUAAAUGACCAGUGACUCCUUCAGCAAAGCAGUCUCUACAGAAGACAGUUCCAGCUCUGAGGUGUUAAGCACUGGCCCUUCUUGCCCAGUCCAGCCUUUUCUUGCCCCACUGGGGCUUUACACAAAUGAAACCAGUGAAUUUUGAAACCUCUCAUUUGCAGCAUUGUGUUCUCAGGUGGUAAAAUGGUGGUGUCCAAUUAUAUUAUUCACUGCAUCAGAGCCUCUUAGCAGAGCAAUUCUUGUAACAACUGAGUCUCACUGUCCUCACCAAGCAAGUGUGCUCGUCUGUGUGAUCAUGUAUAGAUUUCAAAUAUAAAAUAUGAUUGUAUAUAAUUGUAAUAAAUAUGAGUUACCACUAUUUAA
Molecule: messenger RNA, 2569 nt
Organism: Pezoporus occidentalis (night parrot)
Lineage: Eukaryota; Metazoa; Chordata; Aves; Psittaciformes; Psittacidae
Gene: PEX14
Product: peroxisomal biogenesis factor 14
Exons: 9
Coding region: 124-1260 (378 amino acids)
Biological process (GO): protein import into peroxisome matrix, docking
Cellular component (GO): peroxisomal importomer complex; peroxisomal membrane
Molecular function (GO): signaling receptor binding
Source: RefSeq, a predicted model, not a curated record